AUGUUGCGAUACUAUUUCAUGCUGAUAUGUUUGUUUUUCCUUUAUUCUGGAGUUGGAGCUUCAGUUGAGGCGAAAGGAGAUAAGGUGGUGGUGGAUUGUAGCACGUUACGACUGGGCCAGUACAUUUGCCCUGAUCCAAACAAAGAUCAAAUCGAUCCGAACACCCAGCAGUUUGUAGGAUGCGUCAAAGGGAAAGAAGUUCCGUCAGAAGGGGAGGCAGAAGUAUACUGUAUCGCAUCUGAAGGAAUUAUCUGCAAUGAAACAAACAGCUCUUCAUUCAAAAGGAAGAUGCCAUGUAAAUGGACGAAUGGCUACUCUCUUGAGAUAGCACUGCUUCUCUCAGUAUUCUUGGGUAUGUUCGGAUUGGACCGCUUUUAUUUAGGCUAUCCUGGGAUCGGAUUAGCUAAACUGUGUACUUUGGGAUUCAUGUUCCUGGGACAACUCUUGGACAUAAUUCUCAUUGCUGCUCAGGUGGUUGGUCCUUCCGAUGGUUCAGCCUAUGUUAUACCAUACUAUGGAGCUGGUGUCACAGUAGUCCGAAGCACCAACGAAACCUACCUGCUUCCCCAGGCAGACUGGCACAACAUCACUUGA
Messenger RNA from Spodoptera littoralis (African cotton leafworm), 594 nucleotides. NCBI's taxonomy places the organism in Eukaryota, Metazoa, Arthropoda, Insecta, Lepidoptera, Noctuidae. The record is from the annotation of a GenBank genome assembly.